This is a messenger RNA of Plodia interpunctella (Indianmeal moth), 3044 nucleotides long. RefSeq lists its product as uncharacterized. The transcript has 6 exons. Gene Ontology annotation, molecular function: protein serine/threonine phosphatase inhibitor activity. The coding region runs from base 231 to 785 and encodes 184 amino acids. NCBI's taxonomy places the organism in Eukaryota, Metazoa, Arthropoda, Insecta, Lepidoptera, Pyralidae. Gene Ontology annotation, biological process: regulation of phosphorylation. Gene Ontology annotation, cellular component: cytoplasm. The record is from RefSeq and is a predicted model, not a curated record.
GCACUGUCUCUCGUUAAGCCUUGUAUCAAAACGAAGACUUCGAAUAUUUAUGUGAUGUUGUUUAGCUUUAUUUAAGACACUUGAUCUCCCGUUAAAUAAUCGUGUUAACAAAAUGCAUGUUGUUUUAUAGUGGCUCCUGUCGUAUAGUAGACUAGGUAUCCUCCUACAAAUACCAAAUACAAAGUUUUGAGUUAAAGUGCCUCCAGAAUCUCUGUAGAACCUACUAAAAUAUGUUUUCGAAAAACAAAGUUGUAUGCAGAUAUGGUGGUGGUGAUUAUAAGGGAACAUUGAGUGCGCGGGCGAGCGCGGCCGCGGGCUCUGGUCCGGCAGCGGCGUGCGGCAUGGAGUGCGGCGUGGCGGCGGCCGCGGGCGGGUUUCCCGCGCACGCGCCGCACCCCGCACACCCCGCCAUGUCACCCACCGAACGUUCGCCGGCCAAAACUGGACUUCAUGUCAAUUUCAGUGAUAAGGGCGAGGUGAAAGAACGGCGCGAGAAGUUCCUGACGGCGAAGUAUGGCAGCCACCAGAUGGCGCUGAUUCGUAAGCGGCUAGCAGUCGAGAUGUGGCUGUAUGAUGAACUGCAGAAGUUAUACGAGACCCCUGAGGGGUCGGGUGGUGGCGCGGGGUCGCAGGAGGUGGAGGUCGACAUCGACGAGCUGCUGGACAUGGACAGCGACGACAUCCGCCGCCGACACCUCGUGACAUUGUUAUCGGAUGCCAAAAAACCUCAAAAGGAUGUAAAUAAAUUUAUCAACGAUCUACUAGAAAAAGCGAAAACUCUGUAAGAAAAGUCUGCGUACUCGCGCGAACGUGCGAUGGUCGUGGCGCCGGCGGACUUCGGGCUAUAUUGGGGCGCCGUUUGUGAUAUAUUAUUUCUAGUGGAGCGCCUGAGUGCUUGUGUGGAUCGCGGCGCAGCUCCUUUCUCAUCUAUGCUUCUAUUCACCGCAUCUUGACGACCUGAUCGAAUAUCGAUAAAUGACUGCGUGUAUGUUGCGUCCUAGUUAAAGCAUAUUUAUGCCCGUGGUUGCGACACACGUAGAGAUUAAGGGCUUGGAACUUUCGCGUGUAUUCCGUUCCACAAGAUAUAUCGUACAUCAUUGCAAUAUGUUGCCUAAUGCACAUUUGCAAAUGGUGAAAGACAUAUACGUAUCUAUCGGCAGCGGCGAAUUCAUAUCUUUUCCUUCCAUUUGAAGUACGCUCGAUCAGCUUGAGUUGUCGUGUUUAUCUUUCCACAACUUAUUGGAAACACAAAUCGGUGUUUCACUCUACAUCGAAAGUAUUUGGAAAUAAAUCGGCAAAAUAAAUACUUGGGUUAAAGUAAGUAAGAAGUUAUUCUUCAGCGUUCACCUAACGUAUACUGACAUAUCAUUAAGUUUUCGAACUUAAUAAGCUACAUUUCAUUGUUAACUCAAUCUGGAUGAAAAAUACUCUAAUUACCUAGUUUUCAUUAAGAUCAGAUGCAGAAAGCAAAAACUCGUUCCACGUCGCGCCGCGCGUCAACUGUUAUUGUCCGUAGUCUUCGGUACAGUUUUUAAAACUGUAGUAGUUACUAGCAAAUGACCUCUUUCCAAUGAAAGUAGCUGCGUCCAUGCAGCUGUAUAUGUGUGUGUAGUGUAUAUGGGUUAGUUGGAACCGCAUAAAUACUCGGCCUCUUUCGCACCCACAUUUUUGUUAGGGUGUCGAGAAAUAUUAGUAAGAUACUGUGAACGCUUUAGUCUGCAUAUCUUCCUCUCCUUAAUUGGCCUAUACCUGUCCACUUGUACUUCAUGUCGUAUGCAAAAGAUUAGUUUAAUUUUGUAUUAGUACGUACGUAAUCAAAUAAGUAACUACGGUCGCCAUUAGCUUUGAUUUAUAGGUAAACUCACUGACGUUAUAUUUUAUUGAUCUUUUUCAGCCUAUAAUAUAACCAGUAUAUUGGUUAAGUUUGUUAUUAUGUUGUAGAACGCUUCAAUUUUAGAUUUUUUAGGUGAUAGCCCUCUACUUUUGAGGACAAUAAUAUAGAUAGCAAAUCUAGUACCACAACUACUCACCUUUAUAUCUAUGUAAUAACAUACUUAGUAAGUUGUAGGUACUAAUUAUCCUCAAUAAGAACCUAAAUUAUUUUUGUCAGGACAUUAUUUUGUCCUAAAGAUUAAAUGUAAAACAUGAGUCUCCAUGAAGAAUUACAAAGAUACAAUAUAAAACUGCAUUUAGUUUGUAUGUAAGCCUACAUUUAUAAAUGAAUAUCUUGUAUGUUAAUUUAAACAUGUCAUUUCAGUGUAUCCUACACUACCCCAAUCGCAAUAUGCCUGUGAGUGAACCAAAGCAUAGCAAUAACGAAAUAGGAUUAAUGGCAUAUUAUUUAGGUGCCUAUUAUAUUGUUUGUGUAAUGUUUGCGAUGUAUUAGUAAUUUGUCGAUGUGACAAAGUUAGUUCGCUUGAAGGUUCGCUUAGAUAGUGUUACUUAAUCUCACAGGUUAGAGUUUAGGCUCAAGGUGAAACGUAAUUAAACUUCUUUUUCUCUUACAAUAUUUUAUGUAAGUAAUCGUUCAAAGUCUUUUUAUGAUUUUACAGCGGUACCUAUAUAUUAAAAUAUACUUAUUAGGAAAUUACUUGUGGGUAACAAAUGUUUUACUUUAGAAUGUAUAGCUUUAAACUGGUAUUUAAUUUCAACUAUAUAAAUAAUAACUACUGUGAAGAUUGUUUACGUGUUAGGACGGAGUGUAGCUUUUUUGAGAUUCGAAUGAGUGAGGCAUAUCGAGUGAUGUAAUUUAUAUAGAUUUUAAUGAACUUAUGCCAAUGAGUACUUACAAAUGUGACAUUACCUAAGCGAAUGUACAGAUGACAGCUGCGGAUACUUUUACCCAUGGGAGUAUCAUGUUGUUGUUUGUCCUUUGAGUGGCCUCUAGCCUCGACACGGCGCAUGGCGGCUGCAUUGUGUCACAGUAUUGUAAUGUAGUCAAUGUAAUGCGACAGUCAAGUCGCGCCGGCGCCGAGUGGCACGGCCCUAGUAGGCGCACUGUCCGUUGUUGAAGGCCUUUUUGUAUUAAAUCAUUUUAAUAAUAA